Molecule: messenger RNA, 648 nt
Organism: Lodderomyces pseudojiufengensis
Lineage: Eukaryota; Fungi; Ascomycota; Pichiomycetes; Serinales; Debaryomycetaceae
Gene: MED3
Product: Med3p
Exons: 1
Coding region: 1-648 (215 amino acids)
Source: RefSeq, a predicted model, not a curated record
AUGUUCAAAUUUGAUACUAUCGAUGAUCUGAGACCAAAACUACCAGACCUGAUAAAGAUAGAUGAUAUAACAUCCGGUAAAAUAGACCCAAAGCUAAUUUAUGAAGAAAUAGAACGGCUAAAAGCAGAAACUAACAUACUAAGAAAUGAUAUGUCUUCAUUUUUAAGAGCACUAACAACUACUCCCAAAGACAAUUCACAAAAGGAGUUUUUUCAAACUAUCAUAACAAGACUUGCUACAAUACAACAAAGUAUAAAUGAGUACUGUGAAAGGUACAACAAACUUCUACCUAUAAUAAAUUUAGCACAAAUAAAGUUGGGUCAUGAAGUGGAGGCUCCUCCAAAUAACGUUAAAAUCAAAGGUUCAAAUCCAUCAUCAACUAAUAACACGCCUAAUAUGGGUAACAAACCAUCUCCAAUGAUCUCAAGUUCCGAAAAUACCAACGCUGCAAGCACUACACCAAAUCAAAAUAGUAAUUACCCGACCCCAAAUAAUGGAUCGAUUAACAUCAAUUCUAAUAAAAUUACCAAAAAAGGUGCGAAAAAGGGAAACUUUCCGACCAAUAUCGGUAAUGGGAAGAACCAAAAUACAAGUGCUAAUAACAUUAAAAGUCAAAAUGGGACUUCAAGUCUGCCUAUAGUAAUUUAG